Penicillium cosmopolitanum is the source of this 2064-nucleotide messenger RNA. RefSeq names its product forkhead box transcription factor. Gene Ontology annotation, molecular function: RNA polymerase II cis-regulatory region sequence-specific DNA binding; DNA-binding transcription factor activity, RNA polymerase II-specific. The record is from RefSeq and is a predicted model, not a curated record. The transcript has 2 exons. NCBI's taxonomy places the organism in Eukaryota, Fungi, Ascomycota, Eurotiomycetes, Eurotiales, Aspergillaceae. Bases 1 to 2064 code for a protein of 687 amino acids. Gene Ontology annotation, biological process: regulation of transcription by RNA polymerase II.
AUGGGAUCGACGCGUCCAGCGCUCGGCGCGCACAAUUCCCCGGCGCUGGCCCCAUCUGCACAGGAACCCAUCAAAUCGCAGCCCCGACUCCAACCCUCACCGCUACCACUGCAACCCAUUGAAAACCCAUUCCAUCCGUCUGGCCCGCACAGGCCAUCGCCGACAAAAGGCUUUCCUGUCCACGGCGCGCAUCCGGGACGCAAACUCGGUUUUGUUCCCAUCUCCGCUCCCGCUCCUCCCAUGUUCACCACCGACUCCCCGGCCAAGAAACCGCCUUUCCCCAUAUACGCCCAGUCCUCUAUGCCGCCGCAGUCGGCUCUCUUCACUACCUUUUCCAGUGUCAAUCCCGAAUCAUCAAAGGAGAACGUACGCCCGGAAGAUUCUCUCAAUGGCAGCUUUGCCGACUUCCCUGAACCGUCCUAUGAUUCCAAGCUUCCCAUGAAGCGCACACUGAUGGACGCUGCCCCGCUCAAGGAACGCUCAGUCAAAAAGCAAAAGCGCGAAGACGCGCCGCUUCAUCACCUCCCGGAACCUCAUGAGAUGCCGCCUAUCGAGGACGACGGCACGAAGCCGCCGUACAGUUAUGCGACUCUGAUCGGCAUGUCGAUUCUGCGCGCGCCCAACCGCCGUCUAACUCUGGCCCAGAUCUAUAAAUGGAUUUCCGAUACGUUUUCUUACUACAAGCACAGCGAUCCGGGCUGGCAGAAUAGCAUUCGGCACAACCUCAGUCUGAACAAGGCAUUCAUCAAACAAGAACGACCGAAGGAUGAUCCGGGCAAGGGCAAUUACUGGGUCAUUGAGCCAGGGAUGGAAUUGCAAUUCCUCAAGGACAAGCAAGUUCGUCGUGCCACGAUGUCCAGCUUGCCCCUCCCCGCAGUACCCCAGAGAGAUCUCGCCCCUCAACCCCAGAGUGCAAGUACGACGACGUGGAUGGUACCACCACCUCCCGCGCGACAACUUCCACCACCACCAAAAGCCUCGCACAACGACGAUCUUUCUUCUGAUGCCACCUUGCCUGCGUCCGAUCCCGCCUUGCAGGAGGAUGCAAGUGACGAGGCCAUUCGAUCCUCUCCUCCCAUCGCUCCUCCUCGGUUCUCUCGUCAAGGCACUCCUCCCACGCCAACUCAUCAACCUGGCCCUACUCCUGCUCAACGUCCUCGCAAGCGCAAGUCCAUCACCAUGAACGACAGUGGCUACUUCUCCUCCCUUGAAUCCUCGGCCAUGCGUCCCAACAAGGCUGGCCACAUCCUUACCUCUGAUCUUGACAUCGAGCCGCCUCGUAUCAAGCGUGGUCGCGCGGAAGAAGAGAUUGCUCGAAUUCGCAGCUCGUCGCAUGAUGUUAGUCCUGGACAACCUCCUGCCCGGAAGGAUGCCAGCGCCAUCGUUGGAUCUUCACCUCUGCGUGGAGGAUACGUCAGCAUGCUCCCUCCGCCAUUAACACCCAUAAUCAAAUUCAAGAAACCGGCGAAGCCCCCACCGUCGGUCUCUCCUAAUACCAACCUUCGCAACCACCGACGCAAAAUUCAGCAAAUGGUCAACUCCCCGAUUAAGCAUCUGGGUCUUGCUGAAGAUGACCUCCCUUGGAGCCCGGCCUUCAACCUCCAUGACGAGAGCUAUACUCCACAUGACCACUUCCACACUACCUUUGAUGUCUUCGCCGACGCCCACACACUGCAUGUUUCCCCAGCUGCCUGUGGCUCACCGGAGAAACGCUCCGUCAAGCGACAGCGUACCGAUAAUAGCAAUGCAUUAACCGAUAUCACCUCGGUGAAUGUCAACACCCGACUCGGCAUGCCUCCCCUUGCGCGAUCUAAAUCAGCUAUCUUCCCGGAAUCACCUUCAAAGCUCCCGGAGACUGGACGACUGGGCGAAACAAGCCAAGACGACUUCUUCUCCUUCCACCUCUUUGACGAGAGCAAUAACAGUCCCGAUGAAGUUGACGGCGUCGAUUUACUUCAGGGGUUUCAAAAAAUCGGAGGUACUACAAAGGACGAUUCGCUUAAACCGAAGGCUUUGUAUUCGCGACCUCACCUCACUAGUCGCAGCAACACCUCCUUGUUCUGA